AGAAAUAACUUAAAUCCAUAAAAAAGCUGCAAUAUACUAAAAGUAUUUAUUUGUUAGAUGGUGCGCUCUAAUUGCACAUAUAUUGUGUGUAAAUCCCGUGUAAAUUUAGUGCAAACUCCAUUUUAUAUCGUGAAAUAGUGCCCAUACAAUUUUGUUAAAUUUACAAACUUUCACAACAAACUACUUUUGAAAUUACGCUUUGAAACUUUACAUAGACCAUCAGAUAGUGCUGUGGAGCUUGCUCUCCGAAUUCAAACAUGUCGCAAACUAGUGGACUAAAUGCAGAGAAAGAAGCAGCGACACGGGAAUGGAUCGAACGGCAGGAACAAUUUGGCAAUUCUGGAAUAGAAGAUGAUAUAUCUUCAUUGGCAGAUUCGUCCAUCAUAUCCAGCAGUGAUGGCGAUUACGAAACUGAAGCAGAAGCUGAUUUCGACUCAACAAACAACACUUUAACGACCAAAGUAUUAGGCACGCAGUACACUCCUACGGAUAUGGCUGUGGUCAUAGAAAAUCUACGUGAACUACUCAAUUCAAUAAAUAGCGUGCAAACUUUGGAGAAUGUGCACAUAGAGAACUCGUCAAAUGUAAGAAUCGGCAAUGUCACAAAUAUUAACGGCAACAUACAGAUUAUACAACGUAUUAAGAAGCGUUUGCCUGAAAUAUCACGACAAACUUCCACUGCAUCAGUAACCACACGGGGAAAUGCAAGCGAAUCGCUCUUAACGGAGGAAAGUGAAGAACAAGAGGAGCGUGUGAAACGUGACGCAUUCAUCGAUCGCAUAAAGUAUAAAAUACCAAAGGAACUUUGCGCUGUUCUACCACGGAGUACUUGGCUGGCACAGAGGCCUAUGGAAGAUUAUGAUUUUAUACCGGAGCCGGUGAAUUUGGUUAUAAUUUCGCACACAGCCACAGAGAGCUCCGAGAAACAAGCUAUAAAUGUGCGGUUGAUACGUGACAUUCAGUGCUUUCACAUUGAAUCACGCGAGUGGAAUGAUAUUGCUUACAAUUUUCUGGUUGGAUGUGAUGGUAAUGUGUACGAAGGACGUGGAUGGGGUGUAGUGGGCGCUCACACAAUCGGUUACAAUUCGAAAUCCGUAGGUAUUGCAUUUAUUGGCUGUUUUAUGCGCGAAUUACCAAGUGAACCUGCGCUGAACGCAUGCAAAAAUUUCCUCAAAAGAGGUGUGGAGGAAGGGCACUUGGCACCUGAUUAUAAGCUUAUCGCUCACUGCCAAUGCCGUUCGACCGAGAGUCCCGGUCGUAAGUUGUAUGAAGAAUUGCAGACGUGGGAACAUUUUUAUAAUAUUGGCGAGGAACUCGACAAAGAAUAGAAAACUUACAAGACCAAAACAUUGCCUUCCAAAUGUUUGUAUUUUGAAUUUAAUUCUCUAUUCAGCAAGCUUUAAAUUUUGAUAUAGUAUUCUUAUACGUCAAUAUG
This is a messenger RNA of Rhagoletis zephyria (snowberry fruit fly), 1435 nucleotides long. It is a transcript of the gene PGRP-LE, whose product is annotated as Peptidoglycan recognition protein LE. NCBI's taxonomy places the organism in Eukaryota, Metazoa, Arthropoda, Insecta, Diptera, Tephritidae. Gene Ontology annotation, molecular function: zinc ion binding; N-acetylmuramoyl-L-alanine amidase activity. The record is from RefSeq and is a predicted model, not a curated record. Gene Ontology annotation, biological process: peptidoglycan catabolic process.